CUUUACACAUGGAAAGCCAGGGCCAAGGCAAGGCUGUUGGGUUUUGCGUGUAUUUCUUUCUUUCUUUUUCUCCCAUUUUAUAAUUUCACGAAUAAAAAUGAUUCGUGAUUUUAAUAUAAUCUAUUCGGCGGUGUUUGUAAGUAUAUGUGUGUUUAGCCAACUGGGGUCCGCACAGCUCAAGCGGAACCACUACGCCAACGUCUGCCCAAAUGUCGAAAAUAUUGUCAGAGGCGUCGUAAGGACCAAAUUCCAACAGACGUUUGUCACCGCUCCGGCCACCAUCCGCCUCUUUUUUCAUGAUUGCUUCGUGCAGGGAUGUGAUGCAUCAGUCAUCAUCCAAUCGACAGGAAGUAACAAAGCUGAGAAGGACCACCCCGACAAUCUGUCGUUGGCUGGAGAUGGAUUUGAUACCGUAAUCAAGGCCAAGGCGGCCAUCGACGCGAACCCAAGUUGCCGGAACAAGGUCUCAUGCGCCGAUAUACUAGCCAUGGCAACGCGCGACGUUAUCGCUCUGACCGGCGGGCCGUCUUACGCCGUUGAAUUGGGGAGAUUGGAUGGUCUGAGCUCAACUUCGGCAAGUGUAAAUGGGAAGCUGCCUCAUCCAACCUUCAACCUCAAUCAGCUAAAUUCCAUGUUUGCUGCACAUGGUCUUUCUCAAACGGACAUGAUUGCUCUUUCAGCUGCACAUACACUGGGAUUUUCUCACUGUGGCAAGUUCUCAAACCGUAUAUACAAUUUCAGCCCUUCCAAUGCAGUGGACCCCACCAUCAACAAAACGUACGUACCCCAAUUACAAGCUAUGUGUCCCAAGAAUGUGGACCCCAGAAUAGCCAUCAACAUGGACCCCAUCACUCCUAGGACCUUCGACAAUGUGUAUUAUAAGAACCUUCAGCAUGGGAUGGGCCUCUUUACAUCAGAUCAGGAUCUAUUCACAGACAGAAGGUCCAGGCCCACCGUCGACGCGUGGGCCCAAAACUCCGCGGCGUUUCAACAAGCGUUCAUCACCGCCAUCACCAAGCUGGGCCGGGUCGGAGUUAAGACCGGGUCUCGGGGUAAUAUCCGACGUGAUUGCGGCGCUUUUAAUUAGAAUUUUAAUUGAGUAUAUUUGUAUUCAAGUCAAUAAGCUGGGCCAACGCUAAGCAAAAUCAAAAUUUCGAGCUUGGGUCUAUGUCAAUUGUUUUCUAUGGUGCAGUCCACCUAAUGAUUUUAUAAACUUAUGGAGUAUCUCAUCAUGAAAGUCCAAAAUGAAUUAUUGUUACUUCUUCUU
Messenger RNA from Magnolia sinica, 1267 nucleotides. RefSeq names its product peroxidase 50-like. NCBI's taxonomy places the organism in Eukaryota, Viridiplantae, Streptophyta, Magnoliopsida, Magnoliales, Magnoliaceae. The record is from RefSeq and is a predicted model, not a curated record. The transcript is spliced from 4 exons. Bases 98 to 1087 code for a protein of 329 amino acids. Gene Ontology annotation, molecular function: heme binding; peroxidase activity. Gene Ontology annotation, biological process: response to oxidative stress; hydrogen peroxide catabolic process.